CUUUUUUUGACACACUGUUUGUCUCUUGCAUUACGUGUUAUAUUCUUUUUGUGCGCACACCACCGGGAAGACCAAGGAAGGGGACAAAGGAGGCAAUAAAAACAAAGAAGAAGAUGGCGGGAGUAUGGAAGUGCACGCUAACCCUGGCAUUGUUGAUGUUUGUGUGUGUCUGGGGCGCAAGCGAGGCCGUAGGUGGUGCAAAGAGUCGACCCAGACCCAAAAGACCACCUCGCAAGAAGCCCAAGGCCGAGCCUAUAGAUCUGACGCCGCCUCAGAAGAAUAUAGACAUCCAACAGAUGACAGGGACAUGGUACUUGCUCAACACUGCCUCCAAAUGCUCCUACCUAAUCAAUCAUGGAACCAAAGUGGAACCAACAGUCAUGACUCUCAAUUUCCCCCCCACCUCUGACCAAUCAGUGUUGGUUAGCACUAAAACACGUCAUAAUCAUCAGUGUUGGGAGAUAUUGCAGAUGUACAAUCUAACCCCGACCCCAGGACGGUUGACACUUCCAGGAUCUCGAGCCGAGCUGAACACUGACAUCGUGAUCGGAGAGACAGACUACAACUCGUACGCCAUCAUGUAUUAUCAGAAACAAGGCAAAAUCACCAUAAAACUCUACGGCAGGUCAGUUGACAAUCUAUCAGAGCCAAUGUUAACCAAGUUUGAGCAACUUGCUGAAAAACAAGCUUUGGGACUGGCAUUUCUCUUCCCCUUCCCGACCUACAGUCACUGUGGGGAUGUCGACCAGCAUCACAAAAUCAACUGUGUCCCCACAUGCUGAACCAGCAGAACACGCACCCAGCUGUGCUGCCAUUUGUUGUCCUGAUCAGUAGUUCUCGGCUCCACUGAACUUAAAAUAAAUGCACUAACCCGUUACAACGCUAUGCAAAGAUAAUGGCAUUCUAACGAAGUACACUACCGAAAAGUAAAACAAUAAUAGCAUCGAUGUUACUCAUGAGUGACACUCAGCUAGAAUUGUGCAAUUAUAGCGUAACUCAGGAAUUCCCGAGUCUUUAUUUGAACAGUCAAUACCCUGUUGAAUGGUUAAGUCAUUUCAAAACUAUUACUGCAAAUGUAACACAGUUUCAGCGUUUUGCUAGUCACAGUUUCUUUUUUUCCUGUCAUGAUUUUACAGCAUUUCACGGUGAUUUCUUUUGACAGUGUUAUAGAUAUAAAGAAUAAAAAUAAAUACGAGCAACAACUGAAACAGAUAAUAAAUGGUCAUCAACUUGCA
Molecule: messenger RNA, 1235 nt
Organism: Phyllopteryx taeniolatus (common seadragon)
Lineage: Eukaryota; Metazoa; Chordata; Actinopteri; Syngnathiformes; Syngnathidae
Gene: c8g
Product: complement component 8, gamma polypeptide
Exons: 7
Coding region: 114-782 (222 amino acids)
Biological process (GO): complement activation
Cellular component (GO): membrane attack complex
Source: RefSeq, a predicted model, not a curated record